UGCAACAGGCAACAAAGGGGCGAGAGAGAGGAAGAGAGACAGCGAGAAAAAAAAAAAUGUAAAAAGUUUAAACAAAACCUUAGAGAACACAGUAUCAUAAAAGCGGGAGCCCGUGAUAUUCCGAUAUAAUUAAAAAACACAAACGAACAGCCAUUUAAAUGUCCUGAAUACAUGACUGUAUUAAAGAAAUCGAGGACUUGAGUGUAAAUUUUUCCUUACAAUAUCCAGCGGUGUGUAAGAGACUCAUUUGGGAGAAGAUGAAGGUGACUAAGCUCUGUGGUUUGUCUUCAUUCUGCUGGAGGUUUUGACGAACAUUGCCUCUUGGGUCGAGUGGGUUCAAAAAAAAAAAAAAAAACACCACCUGGGGAUGGCUGCAUCAUUGCUUACAUGAAGUGCUUUGGAAGAGUCCAUGAUCAGCCGCCGUGGACAACACCUUGAGCAGCAUAGGUGAAGAAGAACCCUAAUCCCUAAUUUGGGAGGGAUUUUCAGAAUGAAGAAAAUUAGCCUUAAGACAUUUCGUAAGUCUUUUAACCUGAAUAAGGGCAAAGAGGAGGGAGAGUUUGUGGUUGUGCAGCAGCCAACCUUGACGGGUGAUUUUGGGAAAGACGAGUCUCUCUUUGGAGGCUGCUACGGCAAAGAUCUGGCUAGCUGUGAGAUGAACGAGGAUGAAAAAGGACACAAAAACCGAUCCAAGAGUGAGAGCCUCAUGGGCACCCUGAAAAGGAGGCUGUCUGCCAAACAGAAACCCAAAGGCAAAGGAAGUUCGCCAUCAGUAAGUUCUGUAGAUGAUGAUGAUACCUUCUCCUCUUCCUCUGCACCUAAUAGCUUUAAUGAUGUAAAGGCUCAGAGGCCCUUAAGGUCUACUUCGUUACGUAGCCAUCACUACAGCCCCACUCCCUGGCCCAUUAGGCCAACCAACUCAGAGGAGACCUGCAUUAAGAUGGAAGUGAAGGUAAAAGCCCUGGUUCACUCACCCAGCCCUAGCCCUGCACGCAAUGGUGUCCGUAAAGAGUUCCAUGCCCUCCAGAUGGAUGGUUUGUUCGAAGAGGAGAGUAACCCUCUGAAGAAUCCUGACUCUCAAAAUGGUGACUUGCAUUUAAGCAUUGAUGAGCAUGUGCCUGUAGUUAUUGGACUUACACCUCAGGACUAUAUUCAGUACACCAUGCCUUUAGAUGAGGGAAUGUAUUCAGUGGAAGGACCCCGUCCAUAUUGUCUGGAUAGCUCUUCACCAAUGGAGGUGCUGUCCAUGGUUUCACAGGUAGGGGGCAGUUCCAACCUUGUGGACGAGGGUCAGGUGGCCCAAGAUCUGGUGGUGGCACCAGACGUGUUUAUGGAACCUCCCAUCAAUGGGCUCUUGGUAGGUACCACAGGAAUGGUCCUUCAAAAUUCCAGAGUAGAAGCACCCCCUCUCUCCCCUUUACUACCUCCUGUUCCCAGCAUUCAGAUCCAAAGGAACUUCCCAGUUUUCGGCGGUGCUAAUGCCCAUGUUGCAGAAAGGGUGCGCCUCCAUUUGAACUUCGACCCUAAUUCUGCCCCUGGUGUAGCAAGGGUCUAUGACUCGGUACAGAACAGCGGGCCUAUGGUGGUAACAAGCCUCACAGAAGAACUAAAGAAGCUUGCCAAGCAGGGUUGGUACUGGGGUCCCAUAACUCGCUGGGAAGCAGAGGAAAAACUUGCCAAUCUGCCAGAUGGCUCAUUCUUGGUUCGUGACAGUUCAGAUGACCGUUAUCUCUUAAGCCUGAGCUUCCGUUCACAGGACAAGACUCUCCAUACUAGGAUUGAGCACUCCAAUGGCAGUUUCAGUUUCUAUGAACAGCCUGAUGUGGAAGGGCACACAUCCAUAGUGGACCUCAUUGAACAUUCUAUAAAGGACUCAGAAAAUGGAGCGUUCUGCUACUCCAGAUCCCGCUUGCCAGGGUCUGCGACUUAUCCUGUUAGGCUAACGAACCCUGUUUCACGGUUUAUGCAAGUGCGUUCACUCCAGUACUUGUGCCGAUUUGUUAUUCGCCAGUACACUCGAAUAGACCUAAUUCAGAAACUGCCUUUGCCAAACAAAAUGAAAGAUUACCUGCAGGAAAAGCACUACUGAAAAAAUAUAACUCAAAUAAAGCUUAUGGAACUUAUUUGCAACUUGCACUUUGGGAACUAUAAUAAAGUGAAAUAGGGUUUACAAACAUUCAUGGUUAUGAAAAGUGUGCUGCCAUUACAAUAAAAUACAUUUGUAUUGUUUAUUUUAUUUUUUAUUUUGAGAGACAACACUUGUACAUGUUUGCAACAACUAAUUGGUUGUGGUAAAAUGUAUUGGCAUAAUUUAAAACCAUUUGGCCUUCCCUUAGUGGCUACAUGUUUAUGCUGCUGCAGUGUCCACUUUAUUAUUUUUGUAUAACACAAAACCAUUAUUCUCUAAUUUUUUAAAGACAUAACACAUUAGGCAAAAGCAAAAUGAUUUGUUUGCUAAAAACAGGUGUAUUGUAGAAAAGGUGUUUUCAAUCGCCAUACUGUAUGUCUCUUGUGUCAGUAGUCUGUUUUGGGUAGGUGACGGGACCACUUGGUAAGAAGAAACGUGACGACUUGCUCUUUUAUCUGGACACUAAUUUAUUACAAUUCACCAGCCUUCAUUUUAUUGCCUGAGCCCUUUUUGUAUACAACACGACAAAUGGUGAAGGCAAUAUACCUGUUAGGCAGUAAUAUAUUUUCUUCCACUUUUUUUUCCUGCAAUUUUUUUUUUCUUCUUAAAUCCUAAAAGUAUUUCUGAAAUUUUAUAUUGGUACAGUUUUUAACCUUGGAAAAAUGGUCUUCUCCAAAGAUGGCCUCACGGGGAUUAAGAAAAUAACGGUCUGCAUUCUGGCAUUCGAAUUUGUAAUGCAAAGACUAAACAACAGCACAGAUUCAGCUCCUGGAUUAUAGGACUCAUCCUGCCUCCAUAUGAAUGGUAAUACCUUUAGUACUCUAUACAGUUUGAAAUAAUCCCACUACAGUUCCUGUCAUAGAAAUGUAAUAGAAACUACAUUUUGUUUUUUUAUCUCCCAUUUUUUUUUUUUAUUCAAAUUGAUAAACUUGUAAAAAAUGAUUCAGUGAACUACAGUGGAGGGCUAUGAAUUAAGUAGAAAGGGAAGAGCCAAGUGCCCCAUUUAGAUUUUAGUUUAAUAGUGUGUGAGUGUAAUAUAUAUAUAUAUAUAUAUAUAUAUAUAUAUAUAUAUAUAUA
Molecule: messenger RNA, 3205 nt
Organism: Polyodon spathula (Mississippi paddlefish)
Lineage: Eukaryota; Metazoa; Chordata; Actinopteri; Acipenseriformes; Polyodontidae
Product: suppressor of cytokine signaling 6-like
Exons: 2
Coding region: 491-2089 (532 amino acids)
Biological process (GO): intracellular signal transduction; phosphatidylinositol phosphate biosynthetic process; regulation of growth
Cellular component (GO): phosphatidylinositol 3-kinase complex
Molecular function (GO): 1-phosphatidylinositol-3-kinase regulator activity
Source: RefSeq, a predicted model, not a curated record